AUGACGUCGAUAACCUCGCAGUCGCACCCCUUGCUGCAGGCUUCCUCGGCUGCGUACGCUAUUUUGGCGAUUGGACAUACGUUGAAAGGUCUGGACCAGUUCAAACACCCGACGAUGAACACACUGCCACUCAUGCUGCGCGGCGCGAGUAAGAUCGGUUGGUACGAGGGCAGCGGGUUCUUUGUUAUCAUGAGCAUUCUCAACUACAAGUGGUCGGUCACGGGUAUCUACGACGUGUACGACAAGAGCAUCGCGGGUGUCCUGACGACCCUGUUGGCAGCAGCGGGUGCGGCUUACUGGAAGAGCAAUGAUAGACCUACGGCUAUCACGCUGGGUGUUGUUGCUAUCCUGCAGGGACUUGGUGUGAGAAAUGCAUCGUACUCACGCUUGACGUAG
Molecule: messenger RNA, 396 nt
Organism: Alternaria infectoria
Lineage: Eukaryota; Fungi; Ascomycota; Dothideomycetes; Pleosporales; Pleosporaceae
Exons: 3
Coding region: 1-396 (131 amino acids)
Source: RefSeq, a predicted model, not a curated record